Molecule: messenger RNA, 6252 nt
Organism: Gossypium raimondii (Peruvian cotton)
Lineage: Eukaryota; Viridiplantae; Streptophyta; Magnoliopsida; Malvales; Malvaceae
Product: E3 ubiquitin-protein ligase UPL3
Exons: 18
Coding region: 217-5886 (1889 amino acids)
Biological process (GO): proteasome-mediated ubiquitin-dependent protein catabolic process; protein polyubiquitination
Molecular function (GO): protein binding; ubiquitin protein ligase activity
Source: RefSeq, a predicted model, not a curated record
ACGACCGGUUUCGUUUUGGCCUCUACUUCUUCCAAUUCCCUCAAUUAAUCGUCGAAUUUCAACUUUGUUAAUAAUAAUCUUUGGUUUCUUGAUUGUUAAUUACAUUGUUCUAUUUCUCCACGACGAUAAUUUCCUAGGGUUCGGACUUCGGAUCAGGACCCUGUCGGAUUCUGUCUCGGUGACGGUCCGAUUACCAGGGGUGGUGGUCCCUUUUGUAUGGAAUUUCGGACCCGGAAGCGGGCGGAGGCAUUCACAGCUGCCCCUUCUUCUUCUUCUUCUUCUUCCUUUGAUCCUACAGUUCGCUCUAACAAGCGCGUUCGUUUGUCUUCCUCCUCUGCCGUUGCUACCACCACCGGGACUCGCGUUUCACGGGCUUCCGGUUUCUUAAUGGACUCCGUUACAGCGGAAUCUUCAUCUGGUUCCCGCGGAGGUUCCGGCAAAGACAACCGAACCGUAAGUGAAAGUCUGAAUCUCGUCUCUGAUAAAGGUAAGGAAAAGGAGGAGGAUUUAAGGAUUUCGGAUAGAGAGACUGAUAGGGAUAGUGGAGAUAAUAACGAGAGUAAUUCGAACCAUCUUGAGGGAAGCUCAGGGUUAAAUAUGGAGACCACUGGAGGCGAUGAGGAUGAUCAUAAUGACAACAGAGGCGACGUGGGGAGUUUGCAACAGAAUCUGACGUCAGCGAGCAGCGCAUUACAAGGCUUGUUGAGGAAGUUGGGUGCCGGAAUUGAUGAUUUUCUUCCCUCAUCGCCAAUGGGCUCAUCGUCGUCAUCUCAUCAAAAUUGGAGGUUGAAGAGGAUUCUGUCUGGAUUGAGUGCUGAUGGGGAGGAAGGGAGGCAAGUUGAGGCGUUGAUAGAGCUCUGUGAGAUUCUUUCAAUUGGGACUGAGGAGUCAUUGAGCACGUUUUCUGUGGAUUUGUUCGUUCCCGUUCUCGUUGGAAUGCUUAAUCAUGAGAGUAACCCUGAUAUUAUGAUUCUUGCGGCAAGGGCGCUUACUCAUUUAUGUGAUGUGAUGCCUUCUUCCUGUGCUGCUGUGGUGCAUUAUGGUGCAGUUUCAUCUUUUUGCGCUAAGUUGCUUACAAUAGAGUAUAUAGACUUGGCUGAACAGUCUCUGCUAGCCUUGAAGAAGAUAUCUCAAGAACACCCAACUCCCUGUUUGCGAGCUGGUGCUCUCAUGGCAGUGCUUUCAUACCUGGAUUUCUUCGCCACUGGAGUUCAGCGUGUGGCUCUAUCAACUGCUGCAAAUAUGUGCAGGAAUCUCCCUUCAGAUGCAGCUGACUAUGUAAUGGAUGCUGUACCACCAUUAACAAAUCUUUUGCAGUAUCAUGAUUCAAAGGUGUUGGAGCACGCUUCUGUUUGUCUGACCCGUAUUUCUGAAGCCUUUGCAUCUUCCCCGGAUAAAUUAGAUGAGUUUUGCAGCCAUGGGUUGGUUACUCAAGCUGCAUCUCUCAUUUCCACAAGUAAUUCUGGCGGUGGUCAGGGAUCUUUGAGCACACCAACAUAUACGGGCUUAAUCCGGCUGCUUUCAACAUGUGCAAGUGGGUCUCCUGUUGGAGCAAAAACUUUACUUAUGCUUGGGAUCAGUGGUAUCCUGAAAGAUAUACUGGUAGGUUCUGACAUCUCUGCUAACUCAGCUGUUCCACCGACGUUAAGCAGACCAGCUGAGCAGAUUUUUGAGAUUGUCAAUCUGGCAAAUGAGCUUCUUCCUCCAUUGCCUCAAGGAACCAUCUCCCUCCCUGCCAGCUCUAAUAUAUUUUUCAAAGGAUCUGUUGUGAAGGAGUCUCCUACUAGUAGCUCUGAGAAGGAAGACAACACCGAUGGAAAUGCUUCUGAGGUUUCGGCCCGAGAGAAAUUGUUGCAUGAACAACCCGAUGUUCUCCAGCAAUUUGGCAUGGACCUACUUCCUGUUCUUAUACAGAUUUAUGGUUCCAGUGUCAAUACCUCUAUUCGCCACAAAUGUCUCUCAGUUAUUGGAAAACUUAUGUAUUUCAGCAGUGCAGAGAUGAUUCAGAAUCUAUUGAGUGUGACAAAUUUAUCAAGCUUUUUGGCUGGUAUUUUAGCAUCGAAAGAUCCACAUGUCUUGGUUCCUUCCCUUAAGGUUGCAGAGAUCCUAUUGGAAAAGCUUCCUGCAACAUUCUCCAAAAUGUUUGUCAGAGAGGGUGUGGUUCAUGCUGUGGACCAGCUUGUAUUAAUUGGUAAUCAAAAUAACACUCCUUCUCUAGCAUCUUAUGUUGAGAAGGAUAAUGACUCUGUAUCUGGAAUGUCAUCGCGUUCCAGGCGUUACAGACGACGCAGUUAUAACUCAAAUCCUGAAGGAAGUUCAGUGGAGGAGUCUAAGAAUCCAGCAUCUUUAAAUAUUGGUUCUCCUCCUAGUUCAGUCGAAACCCCUACAACAAAUCUUCGUACCGUUGUAAGUGGAUGUGCUAAAGCAUUCAAAGAUAAGUAUUUCCCCUCUGAGCCUGGUGCUGUUGAAUUUGGUAUGACUGAAGAGCUUCUACACUUAAAAAAUCUUUGCAUGAAAUUGAAUGCUGGUGUUGAUGAUCAAAAGACUAAGGCAAAAGGAAAAUCUAAAGAUUCUGGGUCUCCAUUGGCUGAUAUUUCUGCUGCCAAGGAAGAAUAUUUGAUUGGGGUGAUCUCUGAGAUUCUAGCAGAACUGAGCAAGGGGGAUGGUGUAUCCACUUUUGAGUUUAUUGGUAGUGCUGUUGUUGCAGCCUUGUUAAACUAUUUUUCUUGCGGAUACUUUUCCAAGGGGAUAAUUUCAGAUGGAAACCUGCCCAAGCUUCGCCACCAAGCCCUUAAAAGAUUUAAAUUAUUUAUCAGUGUUGCACUUCCUUCUAGUGUGGAUGAAAGAAGUAUUGCUCCUAUGGUUGUCCUGGUUCAGAAGCUUCAAAAUGCUUUAUCAUCAGUAGAGCAUUUCCCUGUAGUUUUUAGCCAUGCCUCCAGGUCAUCUGGUGGGAGUGCACGCCUCUCUUUCGGAUUUAGUGCAUUAUCUCAGCCUUUUAAGUUGCGUCUUUGUCGAGCCCAUGGAGAGAAAUCUCUUCGUGAUUAUUCAUCAAGUAUUGUGUUGAUUGACCCAUUAGCAAGUCUAGCAACUGUAGAAGAUUUUCUUUGGCAACGAGUUCAACGAAGUGAUACUGCUCAGAAGCUCUCCAUUUCUGUAGGAAAUUCUGAAUCUGGGAACACAUCUAGUGGGGCUGCUACUUCUUCUACAUCUACCACAACUCCUGCUUCGGACACUCGUCGUCAUUUUUCAAGGUCCAGAUCAUCUGUUAGUAUAGGAGAUGCAGCCACAAAGGAACCAUCAUCACAGGAAAACAGAACAAGAUCGUCAAAGGGAAAAGGUAAGGUAGUUUUGGAGAUGGCACAAGAGAGGUUGAGAGGACCUCAGACAAGAAAUGCUGCUUGUAGAAGAGCUGCUCUGGGUAAAGAUGAUCCAAUGAAACCUGUAACUGGUGUCUCUACUUCUGAGGAUGAAGAAUCGGACACAUUUCCUGUGGAGGUUGAUGAUGUUUGGGGGGUUGAAGAUGAUGAUAUUUCUGAUGAUGAAGAAGAUAGUCAUGAAGAUGUGCUCAGAGAUGAUUCUUUUCCUGUUUGCAUGCCAGACAAAGUUCAUGAUGUGAAAUUGGGUGAUUCAGCUGAAGAUGGAAAACCUGCCUCGGCCAUUAGUGAUAGCCAAAUAAAUACAGCUUCAGGAUCUAGCAGCAGAGCAGCUGCUGUUAAGUGUUCAGACUCUGCUGAUUUUAGGAGUGCUUAUGGCUCAAAGGGUGCUAUGUCGUUUGCAGCUGCUGCCAUGGCUGGGCUAGGAAGUGUAAAUGGUAGACGUAUUAGGGGAGGUAGAGGUCUGGAAGGGCAGCAUCCAUUUGGUAGUUCUAAUGAGCCUCCAAAAUUGAUAUUUACUGCUGGUGGUAAGCAGCUCAAAAGGCAUUUUACAAUCUAUCAGGCCAUCCAGGGACAGCUUGUGUUGGAUGAGGAUGAGGAUGAUGAAAGAUGUGCUGUUAGUGAUAUUUCUAGUGAGGGAAGCAGACUGUGGAGUGACAUCUACACAAUAACAUAUCAGAGGGCAGACAGCCAAGCUGACCGAUCAUCUGUUGGGGGAUCAGGUUCUACUACAGAAUCCAAUUCUACUAAAUCUGGUUCUUCCAGCUCCAACUCUGUUCCCCAAACUCAUAGAAUGUCACUUUUGGACAGCAUCUUGCAAGGGGAACUUCCUUGUGAUCUAGAAAGAUCUAACCCUACUUAUAAUAUAUUGGCACUGUUGCGUGUGUUAGAGGGUUUGAAUCAGCUUGCGCAUCGAUUAAGGUUUCAGAUAUUUUCCGACAAUUUUGCUGAGGGGAAAAUUUCAAAUCUAGAUGAGUUGAUUCUCACUGGUUCUAGAGUUCCUUCUGAGGAAUUUAUUAAUGGUAAGCUCACUCCAAAACUGGCUAGGCAAAUGCAGGAUGCCCUUGUUCUCUGCAGUGGAAACCUUCCGUCCUGGUGUUACCAGUUGACAAAGUCAUGCCCCUUUUUAUUUCCUUUUGAGACACGAAGGCAGUACUUUUAUUCAACUGCCUUUGGGUUGUCUCGUGCAUUAUAUCGUCUUCAGCAACAGCAGAGUGCCGAUGGCCAUGGGUCAACUAAUGAGAGAGAGGUGAGGGUUGGUAGAUUACAGCGGCAAAAAGUUCGCAUCUCCCGGGACCGCAUUUUGGAUUCUGCUGCAAAAGUAAUGAAGAUGUAUUCUGUUCAAAAAGCUGUUCUUGAAGUUGAAUACUUUGGAGAAGUUGGAACUGGAUCGGGUCCUACUUUGGAGUUCUAUACACUUUUAAGUCAUGAGUUGCAAAAGUUUGAACUUGGAAUGUGGAGGUCAAAUUCUACAUGGAAUAAGUCAUUAAUGGAAAUUGAUGGUGAUGAAAAGAAAGAAGGAAAAACUGCUGGUUCCACUACCAUUGAUGGAGUUAUGAUUCAAGCUCCUUUAGGGUUGUUCCCUCGACCUUGGCAGCUAAAUGCUGAUGCUUCUGAAGGUAGUGAAUUUUCUAAAGUAAUUGAGUAUUUCCGGCUGGUGGGGCGUGUGAUGGCAAAAGCUCUUCAAGAUGGACGGCUUUUAGACCUGCCCCUAUCAACAUCAUUUUAUAAACUUGUGCUUGGUGAAGAGCUUGAUUUGCAUGAUAUCCCGUCAUUUGACUCUGAGUUUGGGAAAAUUUUGCUAGAAUUACAUCUUAUUGUUUGUCGAAAGAAAUAUUUAGAAUUGAUGGGUGAUGACAGUGGUGAUGCAAUUGCUGAUUUACGCUUCCGUGGAGCCCCAAUAGAAGACCUUUGUCUGGACUUUACACUUCCUGGCCAUCCAGACUACAUAUUGAAGCCAGGGGAUGAAACUGUGGAUAUCAACAACUUGGAGGAAUACAUAUCUUUGGUGGUUGAUGCAACUGUCAAGACUGGAAUUAUGCGGCAAAUGGAGGCAUUUAGAGCUGGAUUUAAUCAGGUUUUUGAUAUUGCUUCAUUACAAAUAUUUACUCCGCAAGAGUUGGACUAUUUGCUGUGCGGUCGCAGAGAGUUGUGGGAGGCUGAGACACUUGCUGAUCACAUAAAAUUUGAUCACGGAUAUACCGCAAAGAGCCCAGUGAUCAUUAAUUUACUCGAAAUUAUGGGAGAAUUUACACCAGAUCAGCAACGGGCCUUCUGCCAAUUUGUUACUGGUGCCCCCAGACUUCCACCUGGUGGUCUGGCAGUGCUGAAUCCUAAACUGACCAUUGUUAGAAAGCAUUCUUCGCCCUCGGAAUCAGUUGAUGACGACUUGCCCAGUGUCAUGACUUGUGCUAAUUACUUGAAGCUUCCUCCAUAUUCUACCAAGGAAAUUUUGUAUAAAAAAUUACUAUAUGCAAUCAGUGAAGGGCAAGGGUCUUUUGAUUUAUCAUGAAUUCGUAAGGCAGAGACCUGUGUAUACUCUUGACACAAUCUGGUCAAUUUUUUCACCUGCGAUUGUUUGAUGUUUCAAAGCGGCUCGUUAUUUUUUGCUCAAGCUAUGGCUUCUCAUCGCUGCUCUUCCAUAUUUUUUCGCAUUGGCAAGGUGAAAUGGGGACUGCAACACAAGCACAUCCGAGGAUUUUUGUGACGCGUUGUUGCAUGCAGUUCCAAGAGUUUUGUAUAUAAAUAGAAAUUAUAUUUGAAUAUAUAUAUAUAUUGCAUAAAUGGUGGAAGGAAAAUGAAUAAAUGAGGAAAUUCGAUACAAUUUUGUUUUUGUUCCGUUAGAAGAAAAAAAAUAAAAGGGUGUACAUUCCAUUUA